Molecule: messenger RNA, 1122 nt
Organism: Hydractinia symbiolongicarpus
Lineage: Eukaryota; Metazoa; Cnidaria; Hydrozoa; Anthoathecata; Hydractiniidae
Product: galanin receptor type 1-like
Exons: 1
Coding region: 1-1122 (373 amino acids)
Biological process (GO): G protein-coupled receptor signaling pathway
Cellular component (GO): membrane
Molecular function (GO): G protein-coupled receptor activity
Source: RefSeq, a predicted model, not a curated record
AUGGUCGAGCGAUAUUGGGCUAUUGUGUUGAAGAAUAAUUUAACGCACAUUAUAUGCCGUAACAAGACAUUAUUAGACUGUAAAAACGAGUAUCACACAAUCCCAAAAGAGCUUCUUGACCCUUAUGAGCAAGAUGUAUUAGAUUUUCCAUUUCUAGCAGACAAAUGGCCGGUUCUUAUGCUCAGCAUCAUCGCCCUUUUUUGCAAUGUAAGUGAACUUGUAUGCUUGAAGUUGCGAAAGUUAAAAAACACCAAAUCAGAAUAUUUCAUAAUAAGUUUGUGUUUCCUUGACUUAGCUUACAGUUUACUUACUAUUACAGCUAUAACUGUAAAACUAAUAGAAGAAAAAGCAAGAAUUUAUGAAUCAGAGGAGAUUAUUAUCAUAACGAGGCAGUUUCAAUGGUUUUCAAUUUUUGGGUCGAUUUUCCAUGUGCUGGCUAUCUCAUUGGAAAGAGUAUUUGCUGUAACGUACUUAAUGGAAUAUAGAGUGUUAAUGGAAAAAGCAAAUAUGUUGGUAUGUGUUCUAACGUUGUGGAUACUAACCCUGGUUUUACAAGGGUCCAUAAGCAUUUUUCAAUAUCACAAAGGAAUCGAAUAUGGGUUAGAAAAAGCUUCGAGAACAGCUGAUAAGGCCACCGGGGGAAUUAUCUUUUUUGUUGGAUUCCUAAUAUGUAUUUUAAACAUUACCAUGGUGUAUAAAAUACUAAAACAAGCAAUUCUCUUGAGAGGUUUUUCUGAAAGAAAGAAUCGCAGAGCUUCAAUUACUAGCAGAAAAAGAAGUGGAGUCGAAACAUUGGCUUUCAUCACAUGUUGUUUGGUUUCUUUUGGAUUUUUGAUAUUUAACUUUCCUUACGCCGCAAUGUUAAUAUUUUUCAAGGAAGCCAGUUUAAAGUUUGAAGUAACAGCGGAAUGUUUACUGAUUACAAAUUCAAUAUUUAAUCCAAUAAUUUAUUUUUGGAGGGGAUACUGGUUGCGAACCAACAGACGAAAAAGCGUUAAAAGAAGUUUGAGUUACUCCCAGUCAACGGAAGCCAUAUUUCAUUUAAACAAUACGCCAUUUAAUUACCGAAGAUCUCAAGAAACAAUUACAUUGGCUUCUACAAAUAAUAACUCCACUUUGUAA